UUAAUUGGCCUUGACCUAGGCCGAUUUCCUUUCUCAAAGAAGAAAAUGUGUAAUAGUUUACAGGAGCCUUUUGUUUCUAGAACCCAAUCGCGUCUCGCUCAAGUUACACAUUAUCUUUUUCAAAAAUUUCAAAACCAUCCACUCCUGUUUAGGUGACAUCACAAGGAAAUAUUAUGGUAGGCACGUUUGUGAAGUUGAAACCGAAAGUGAUGUUGCUUUAUUUUUAAUUAUUUCCUGGUUUAACAUCAACUUUGCCAGUCUUUGGGCAGCACUGAACAGUAACCGAGCAUAGUUGUAAUUUUGAGUAAGGUGGACCUGCUUAUAAAAAACAUACCACCAUGGCUACUACUAAUGAAAAGGAAGAAAUUCAACUUGAUAAACCUCUUAUACUUGCAAGCAGAUUUUGGAGGACUUUUGCUAACCCAUGGGAUUCUUGGACAGGAACGCCUAGCAGCAAACCUUUUGAGUUAUUCAAGUUUGUAGUUACAGACGAGGAUAACAGUGGCAUUCCUUCUGAAAAGGAGCUUGACAAAACCUUGCCAGUAGAGAAGCCAAAUCUAGAUGAGUUUAAGACAUCUCCGGAAAAUGGAAUACGCACAAUGUGGAUUGGUCAUGCCACUGUCCUGGUACAGUUUGACGGGCUUACUGUCCUAACUGAUCCCAUUUUCAGCGAAAGAUGUGGUCCACCGUUGAUAUCACCAACACGGUACCGUCCUACACCCUGUCGUAUUGGUGAAUUGCCAGACAUUGAUGCUGUGGUCAUAAGUCACAAUCAUUAUGAUCAUCUGGAUAAAAACUCUGUGAGGGAACUACAGAUGAAGUAUGGCCCUAAACUAAAGUGGUACGUUCCACUGGGAUUGAAAAAAUGGCUCAAAGACGUGGGAUGCGAGAAAGUAGAGGAGCUGAACUGGUGGGGUGAGGAUGACUACAAUGACAAAUUCAAGUUUGUCUGCCUUCCAUGUCAACACUGGAGUAAGAGAGGAGCACUGGAUACCAACUGGACACUCUGGUGUAGCUGGGCUGUUCUUGGACCAAAACAUCGGUUCUAUUUUGGUGGCGACACUGGUUAUUGUCCAGUUUUCAAGACAAUUGGACAGAAAUAUGGGAAAUUCUCACUGGCGGCCAUUCCUAUUGGAGCUUAUGAACCAAGAAAGUUCAUGAAGACUCAGCAUAUUAACCCUGAGGAAGCUGUCCAGAUCCACCAGGACAUCAAAGCAGAGCGAUCACUGGGAAUACACUGGGGAACGUUCAAGUUGACAUACGAACCGUACUUGGAGCCCAGAGAAAAAAUAUUGCAAAUAGUCAAGGAGAAAAACUUAAAGGAAGGUGCUUUUUUCACUCUCAAUCAUGGCCAAAUUAAAGUUAUUCAAAGUUUGGAUGAUGCGACCCAACCUGCAAAUACCGAGACGGAGACUUCUGUGAAGUAACAAGCCCUUUUUGAAUAAUGCCGACAUGUAGAAGUUUUAAUUUGGACAAGUCCAGCCUAACGCUGUUAGGAGCCUGAGUUUAAUUUAACCCUUUCAGACUACAGAACGGGAAAUCCGGUUGUGUGUUUUCAGUUUGUAUUUACCACCAAAUUUGUCACAGGUUGACAUGCGCAAUAGAGGCAGUGCUAACAACAACAUCCUGUAGAAGUUUUACAUGGUUUGCUGUGAGAAUGUGCUCAUUUGUUCGGAACUUUUCAGGCUAUUUGGUAUAACUGUUCUGUUAACUGCAAUGGCGAUAUCCAUUUUCGAUAAUACGACCUUCACGGAAAAAGACUGCAAUAGUGAUUUUUUAUCGGAAUGUAAGAGUGAUAAUUCUGAUAGAAUUCCACUAGCUGAAAUACUGUCACGAAUUCAAGAUGACAUACCACUUUCGAGAUUUGCACGUGAUCGGAGAGAUUUUCUAAAUGGGUUUAAUCAUUUACACAUUUCAUAGAAAUUUGAUAUGGUUUUAUAACCAGUGAUUUAAAAAAUGUAUAUACCUGUAUAUAUGUAUAAUAAUGAGCUCCUUCUCAUAGAAAAUUGACUUAUGUUUACAAAUAUGCUUGAACCAGUCUUCUACUAUGAAUAAUAAAUAAGUUAUCAUCAAA
Gigantopelta aegis is the source of this 2074-nucleotide messenger RNA. RefSeq names its product N-acyl-phosphatidylethanolamine-hydrolyzing phospholipase D-like. The record is from RefSeq and is a predicted model, not a curated record. Gene Ontology annotation, molecular function: zinc ion binding; N-acylphosphatidylethanolamine-specific phospholipase D activity. The transcript is spliced from 6 exons. Gene Ontology annotation, cellular component: membrane-bounded organelle; cytoplasm. Bases 339 to 1427 code for a protein of 362 amino acids. Gene Ontology annotation, biological process: N-acylphosphatidylethanolamine metabolic process; N-acylethanolamine metabolic process. Lineage: Eukaryota; Metazoa; Mollusca; Gastropoda; Neomphalida; Peltospiridae.